GACGUCAGCUGGCAAUGGGAGGUUGCGCGUGACGUGAGCGGCGGUUGGGGUGCGGCCGUUGGAGGUUGCGCGUGACGAGGGCGGGUCCGGAGCAGAGCGAGCCCGGGCAAAGAUUAUAGAGCAGAGCCCGGGUGCGAGGAGCCACUGCUGCCGGGAUGGCAGCCAUCGUCAAAGAGACACAGAGCAUAAAGCAAGCUGUGUUGUUGAUUAAUGGGCUUGAUACUACUAAAUUCCCACGAUUACUCUCUCGUAUUCUUCAGAAGCUUCACUUGAAGGAUGAACAUUCAUUUAACGAAGAAGAGAGAGAAAAACUCCAAGCAGCACUUUCUCUUGAAAAAUAUGAACUUCGCUUGGUGCUGGAAACUGUAUCUUUUAUCUUGGAACAGGCAGCCUACUACAAUGUGAAACCUACUGCUCUUCAGCAACAAUUAGAAAAUAUCCACCUGAAUCAGGAGAAGGCAGAGGCUUUUUCCCAGGCUUGGACAAAUAUGGGUCAAGAUUUCAUUGAAAAAUUGAGGCAAAAUGCUUUUGCUCCUAAAAGGCUUGAAAAAAUUGGAUGGUGUUUUAACCUCGAAAUGGGGCAGUCACUGCAAGCAAAAAUGAAGUCCCCCCAUGCUGUUCUUGAACUUGGAAUUACUAGUGAAGAUUCUGAGAAUACAGAAAACAUUUUUGUGGAGUUUAACCAUGGAGAACUUUUAGAUUUUUAUAAUAAGUUGGAAACUAUUCAAGCACAGUUGGACUCUCUUACAUGAACAAGAUGUACGCAUCCACUGGAAGCACACUUUAGUCAACUGUAAAUUUAAUAACUGAAGUUGUCAUCACAUAAUACAUGCUGCAGAAAUCAAAUGAACUAUUUCCAUCAAGUUAUGUAGCAUUGCUAUGACGUUACCACUUUUUGAUAUUUUCACUGAUCAUUUUUUUCUUGGCUUUCACAAAUUGUUACUGAAAAUUCAGUAGCACUUGAACUGAAUGCUGAUAGACCAUGAAAUGUUCUCAUUUAAUUCAGGCUCAUUGACUGCAUUUUAGUACAUGUUAAUGUUCUAACCAUGAUAUGAUUUUGAAUUUAUCCUCUGCCAGAUUAGGAUAUAUUUGAAUCAAAAAACAAAUACAAAUUAUAGCUUUAGGAAAGAUUGAGCAUCGUUUUAAUAUUGCUUUCUGAAGCUGUAUUUGACAUUCCUGAAUUUCACACUAUUAGCACAAAAACUAUUCUGUAGAAUUUCUCUUGCUAAAGUUGCCAUUGUAUCUUUUCUGUUCUUGCCACAUUUCCCAUAUUGUACAAGUAAACCAUACAACAAUUGAAAUGUGUUACAUGCCAUGCCAUUUCUUUCAUUGCCAGUUGAGUUAAAUUGUCAGAACAAUCUAUUCUGUGGACUAAAUAUUCAUAGAGUUUCAGGCUAAAGAUGAAAAGAUUGAAGUGGAAUCAUCUGCAUUAAAUGAAAUACGGAACUGUUGAUUUUUGAAUGUGGAUUUUUACUAUGCAGAUCUUUCACUGUUGUGUGAGGUAUCUUUCCGAUGCUAUACGAAAGUGGUAAAUAACUCCUACCUUUCCCUGCGAGCACGCUCACCAUGUUAUGGUCAUACAAUUGCAGUGGCAAAUGAUUUAAGGUCAUUUAGUUCAGUAUAGUUUAUUGUCACGUGUACCGAGGUACAGUGAAAAGCUUUUGUUGCACACAGCAGUUAUACUUGUGACUAAUAGCAGGUUAUGUGCACAUUCAUUCUUUGUACCCCCAACUAUAAUCUUCAAUAAAAAUGUGUUUCAUUAGAAUUGGGCAAAGAAGUUAUUAAAUAAAUGAAUACAGAAAAUCAAAA
Molecule: messenger RNA, 1809 nt
Organism: Amblyraja radiata (thorny skate)
Lineage: Eukaryota; Metazoa; Chordata; Chondrichthyes; Rajiformes; Rajidae
Gene: commd10
Product: COMM domain containing 10
Exons: 7
Coding region: 156-752 (198 amino acids)
Source: RefSeq, a predicted model, not a curated record